Messenger RNA from Neospora caninum, 432 nucleotides. Its product is annotated as 30S ribosomal protein S12, related. Gene Ontology annotation, biological process: translation. Gene Ontology annotation, cellular component: ribosome; cytosolic small ribosomal subunit. Gene Ontology annotation, molecular function: structural constituent of ribosome. The transcript is spliced from 4 exons. NCBI's taxonomy places the organism in Eukaryota, Apicomplexa, Conoidasida, Eucoccidiorida, Sarcocystidae. The record is from RefSeq and is a predicted model, not a curated record. The coding region runs from base 1 to 432 and encodes 143 amino acids.
AUGGGAAAGCCUAACGGUAUUCGUACUGCUCGCAAGCUCCGCUCGCGCCGCAGGGUGCAGAAGUGGGCCGACAAGACGUACAAGAAGGCGCAUUUGGGCACCAGGUGGAAGGCGAACCCGUUCGGAGGCAGCUCCCACGCCAAGGGCAUCGUCGUCGAGAAGCUGGGUAUUGAAGCUAAGCAGCCCAACUCAGCUAUUCGUAAGUGCGUUCGCGUGCAACUGAUUAAGAACGGCAAAAAGAUCACUGCUUUCGUUCCUCGUGAUGGCUCCUUGAACUACAUCGACGAGAACGACGAAGUCUUGGUGGCAGGUUUCGGUCGAAGUGGCCACGCCGUCGGUGAUAUUCCCGGUGUGCGUUUCAAGGUGGUGAAGGUUGCGGGAGCUUCUCUGCUUGCUCUUUUCAAGGAGAAGAAGGAGAAGCCGCGCACGUAA